Molecule: messenger RNA, 381 nt
Organism: Aureobasidium namibiae CBS 147.97
Lineage: Eukaryota; Fungi; Ascomycota; Dothideomycetes; Dothideales; Saccotheciaceae
Exons: 1
Source: RefSeq, a predicted model, not a curated record
GUACCUCGAGUCGCCUCGGUCUGGCAAUCCGUCAUUCCCAAAGCCUUCAGAAAACCUGAUGACCCCGUCUCUGUCGCCGAGCGCGAGAAGGCUCGAGCCAUGAAGUCCAAGGACUGGAACCCUGCCACUUUCUUCAUCGUCAUCGCUCUCCUGAUUGGCUCGAACGCAAUCCAGAUGAUUGCUCUGAGAAAUGAACGCCAGGGUUUCACACGCAAGACUGAAGCAAAAAUUGCUCUUCUCCGAGAGACGAUUGAGCGCGUACACCGUGGGGAAGAUGUAGACGUGGAACGCGUUCUGGGCACCGGUGUUCCCGAGAAAGAGCAAGAAUGGGAAGAGGUCAUGCAAGAGCUCGAGUCGGACAACACGCUGUGGAAGAAGAAG